GAAACCCUCCUCAGGGUGAAACCAGCGCCACCAGAGGCCGUCACCCUCCAAUCAGCGCAAUAGAGGCCGAAGCCCUCAUCCAGCGGAUCGGGAUCACGGCUGAUCAAUUCAAGGAGGUAAUGGCGGUCCUGACCCCAAAUAAUGAGGAUGUGAUGGACGACGCUACCGGGGUGCCGACCGGGGGGAAGGCCGGACCGGAGGCCUUUGAGGGUAAAAAGAAGAAGAAAACUAGGCGCUCCCAUAAGAAGAAGGCGACCAAGCCUAAUGGGAAGGCUAUGGUGGAUGAUGAUCUGUCCACAUUGGACAAGGAGGAUGAAUCGUCCUCCUUCGAGCGGGCAUCCGCUUUGGAUCGGUUGGGGGAUCCAAAACAGAAGAAGCCGCGGACCUCUGCGUUCGAUCAACUACAGGACACCUGGUCGGCCUGGAAGGGUGACCUGAGGGAUAAGAUCAGGGAAAGAAGGGAGGAAUCCUCGGCGACAUCCAAGGCUUGUUCGGAGGAAAGACACAAGGCGAUCGAGGACAAGGAGGCGGUAGAGUUAUGGAGGAUGUUCGAUCGUCUAGAAAGGCGACUGGAUGCUCAGAAUCCCUACUACCAGGCGGUUUUCAGUGAGGUAACCCCAUUCUCAAAGAGGGUGAUGUCUUGUCCUCUCCUUGAAAACUAUAAGACCCCCCAGAUCAAAGCGUACAAUGGGACGACCGAUCCCCAAGACCACGUUGCGCGUUUCGGGGCAAACGUGGUUCUGUACGCCUAUCUAGAAGAAAUUAAGUGUCGGAGUUUUUUGGCCACACUGGAGGGGCAAGCUUGUGAGUGGUUCCACAAGUUGCCGAAGGGGUCGAUCGACAAGUGGAACGAUCUGGCCCACAAGUUCUUGGAGCACUUCGCGUCAAGCCGAAGGCAAAAAAUCCCCUUCUCACACGUGCUCAAUGUCAAGAUCCGGAAGAGAGAGCAACUCCGGGAGUUCAUCAACCGGUGGGAGAAGGAAGCAAGGGACGUCCUGGGAGCGGACGACCAGGCCCUGAUCAUGAUGCUCCAGGAAGCACUCCCUCAAGUGGAUGUGCGCAAAGAGUUGCGACGAAAUCCACUCCCCACGUACCAGGAAAUGUUGGCCAGGGCAAAGUAUCUAGCAUUGGAAGAAGAAGAUGAUGAAGUGCCUGUCCACAAGGAGAAGAAGGGCGGGCAACGAGCAGGCGAAGGAAGGAAAAGGAAAGAUUUAGGAAGGGGACCAAACCCCACUGGUUAUCAAGCGAGCAGACCGCCAAUCCACGCGGUCCAGUCCCUACCGGCUCCUCCUCGCAAUCGGGAAAGCUAUAGCGUCCAAGACGCCCCCAAGUACUGCGAGUACCACCGUAACAGCAUCCACAAUACGUCGGAGUGCGUUACGUUGAAGAAAGAGAUGGAUCAACUGAUCUCUAGAGGGCUGCCACCUCGGGCGGAAAGGCAGGCGCCUGGAAACAGGACAUGGAGGAGACCGGCAGCCGCCGCCGCAGCGAUCACUAAUGGGGCGGGGCAGGCAGACGGAAGACGACAUCUGGGGAGAGAUUGUGAGGACCUGGAUGAAGAUGAAAGGCAGAACCGCUGGCAUUUGGGAUGUCGGUUUAUCAUGGGCGGCAAUACCGGAGGAGACUCGGCGUCCUCGCGGAAGAAGUGGAAGAACAUGGUGGAGAUCAAAAACGUGGUGGUCCACUGCACGCUGGUCGACACAGGCAGCUUAGUCAACAUUAUGUACAGUAACACCUUCAAGGAGCUGGGCCUGUCUCGAGCGGAUCUCAAGCCGAUUCGCACCCCAUUAUCUGGAUUUACUAGGGAUACAACUGAAGCAGAAGGGACGAUUCUGGUGAAGGCCGGGGUAGAAAUGACCAUUUUGAAAAGAAUUGGAGAAGGUCAAUCAACUUCUAGGCCACCACUCUUUGACGGAACCAACUAUUCCUAUUGGAAGGAACGGAUGAGAAUCUAUAUCCGUUCCACAACCUUCCAAUUAUGGUUGGUCAUCAAAAACGGAGAGGAAAUCCCGAUGAAGAAAGUUGACGACAAGUUGAUCCCCAAGACCAAAGAUGAGUUUGAUGCCGAGGACAUCAAGAAGAUUGAGAAUUAUGCCAAGGCCAUCAAUAUGCUAUAUUGUGCGGUCAACCCCGAUGACUACCGAAAAAUCUCCUGCUGCACAACCGCCAAGGAGAUGUGGGACAAGCUUGAAGUGACAUACGAAGGUAUUGAUCAAGUUCGUGAAGCCAAGAUCGAUUUUCUCACUCAAGAGUACGAAAUGUUCCGAAUGAAAGAAGGUGAGAAAAUCGAUGACAUAGUCUCACACCCGAAUGGAGGUCAAAAGCCGAUGCAAUCUACGAAUCCAUCGGAGUCUCAAAAUGUCACCAUCGACGGGCUAAGAGGUAACCUCAAAACUUAUGAAUUUACUAUUCUAACGCCGUCUUUGGAUGAACAAAAGAAGAAAGGGAUAGCGCUCAAAGCAACCAAGGAGACCGUAGAGGAGGUUUCAAGCGAUGAUGACAACGAAUUUGGACUUGUCAUCAAAAAGUUCCACAAGUUCAUGAAGAAGGAAUUUGAGCGGAAGGGAAGAAAGCACGACGGUCCUCCCAAGUGCUACGGCUGUGGCGAAAUUGGCCACAUCAAGCCAAGGUGUCCAAAAGCGAAACACCGCAAGGAUAAGCCUGGCUUCAAGAAGCAAAGGGCUUACAUCUCAUGGCGCACGAAGAUCAAAACGACGACAUCCAAGAGAAAGGCUAUUUGUGAUGAUCUUGUAGAUUCACUCGAAAGAUUACAGGUUGAAGACGAUGAAGAAAACACACCAUUAUACACCAACCCGCAACCACAACAUGAGGAAACACCUCAAGUGAUGGUCGAAAAUGAGGACCAAGCGAACAAAGAAGAACAAGAGGAAGCCCAGGAACAAGAGGAAACCGAGCUUCCCAUAGUUUGGAGAACGCAUAAGAACCAUCCACUUGACCAGGGCUACGACAACCUCGACGCGCAGCUUCAUCAAGCCGGCCUUUGGCCAUUCGUCUCCUGGGCUCGGAAGGAGAUCAACCCGGCGCUGAUUCGGGUCUUCUACUCCAACCUCCGGCGUGAGGGCGACGUGCUCUACUCUCUUGUCAAGAGCACGCCGAUAGAGCUCUCCGUUGAGCAGCUUGGGUGCAUCGCCGGCCUCCCCUACCAAGGCGACGACGUCUCCCACUAUGGCGGAGAGGACUGGGUGCUCAACAACGAUGGCCUUAUCCUCAACGAGCUUGGCAUCACCGAGCUCAUCCGCAAUGCCUCGGGCCGCCCCACCAUCCACUCCGCUAACCCCGAAGGCCGUCAUGUUCUCUACAUCGUGUCCCGGAUCAUCAAACCCCGUAAGCACGGCCACACAAUCAUGUCCGGUGAGGACCUCAAGCUCAUCCAUGCGAUCAUGCAUUCGGCCCCAAUCAAUUGGGCAAAGUUUGUCAUGAUCAACAUGACGAUUGCCGCGUCCACCGACCACGAUCACCUCCUCCCGUACCCGUUUGUGGUGAUGGACAUCCUUGAACGGUUCAGGGUGACCACCACCAUUGGCCCACUCACGAAGGCCACGAGGAUUUGGGCGAUGAGCACCCAAACCUUCAAGAAGCGGUCGGACAACGCCGGACCUACCACUGCCACUGCCACUGCCGCGCCACGGCGCCGUUUUGCUGCUGGCCUAGCCGAACCCCAGGCCCGGGCCAACCUUGCUGAUAAGUCCGUUUCGUUCUUAUCAUUUACAUCAUAUUCUAAAUACUUAGGGUGGCUGAUUGGUCUUUACACGCUUGAUGAAACGCGGAGCCUGGCCUUCGCUAAUCUGCCCGACCAGUUGGAUCCAGAAUUCGAUGCUAGAAAGUUCUGGCAAGCUCAUGGGCAUGGUCGAUUUCACAGUGGAGCAAGCUUAGCUAGGAAUUGGGCACGACCGUCUUGGAGGAUUUGGCACCAUGCAUUGGCUCUUAGCUAUUUCGGCCGCUCUCAAGAACCUAACGUUGUGUUUAAUUCUGAUAUGCUAUUUUUUUGGAGUCUGGAAGCUCGCGUUCCAGUCAAUCUAGUGACUUUUGUGGCUCGAUUCCUAUUUGCUCAGUCAACUUGCAACCACCAGUUUGUCUUGUGUGGGCCAAUGGUUACGCUUCUGGCCCGAGGAUUAUGUAUGUCUGUUCCCAAUGUUCUUCCAGAAGCUGCAAGCAUGUUCCGACCACCGAAACAUUAUUUGGCCCAGAUUGUUUAUAAUAAGGAAUACCAGGAGGCACGUCCUAGAAGGCAGCAUACGAUUCCUAUGACCCUUCGCGAGCUUUCGCAAGCUAUGUUUGCAUUUCAAGACUCUGUAGAUUCUUGCUUAAGGAGCAUGGAGACGCUCCUUCUCACGCAGCAGUGGCAGGUGGAGGAAAUACUUGACUACGUCCGGGAACAGGAAACAAAGAAAGCCGAGCAUGGGUCAUGUCCUAAACAAAGCAAACGUCAAGGAUAGUGAGAUCCUUAAUUUUCCUAUUACUACAUUCAGAACAUUAAUUUUGGAUAUUUAUAUGAUCUUACGUUAGAAUUCUUCUUUUCAUGACUCUUAAAACCAUUUUGAGAAUAUUUUAUGCAUUAUUUCAUAUUUUCAUGUUAUGGUUAUCUAUUUAAAGUUAGAAGUAGCAACUUAGAACAUUCAUAACUCUAUUGAAUCAUUAACGUACACUCGUAAAGUUGGUAAUUGAGGUUAAGG
Molecule: messenger RNA, 4694 nt
Organism: Cuscuta campestris
Lineage: Eukaryota; Viridiplantae; Streptophyta; Magnoliopsida; Solanales; Convolvulaceae
Source: the annotation of a GenBank genome assembly